Ruditapes philippinarum (Manila clam) is the source of this 669-nucleotide messenger RNA. RefSeq lists its product as uncharacterized. The coding region runs from base 1 to 669 and encodes 222 amino acids. NCBI's taxonomy places the organism in Eukaryota, Metazoa, Mollusca, Bivalvia, Venerida, Veneridae. The transcript has 3 exons. The record is from RefSeq and is a predicted model, not a curated record.
AUGACUUGUCCUAAUGGGUAUAAUCUCACAAAGAAUGGGUUUUGCAUGAAAUUUUAUUCAGACAAAAGAUCGAAAAGAGACGUCGCAAAGCAGCAGUGUCAGAAAGAUGGCGGUCAUCUGGUGAAUAUUGACUCUGAAUUGAAAUACGCAGAUGUUAGUAGUCUUCUACUAGGCUGGAAUUCAAAAGGGGGAAUCUGGAUAGACGGUCAUCGUAAAGCUGUUAGUUCUCCGUGGGAGUACACAUAUGGAUCUAAAAACGGAUUUUUCAAGUGGUACCCGGGAGAGCCAGGCAACACAUCAGAUGAACAUUUUAAAGGUUGGUGUUCGGUACAGGCUGGUUUGCAAGUCAGUGGUUGUGAUGAAACUUUAAUACUUGUUGCUAAGAUAGACACCAACAGCGAAACAAAGAAAGAGUUUGGAAUUUGUAUCAUGGAUAUGACUUGUCCUAAUGGGUAUAAUCUCACAAAGAAUGGAUUUUGUAUGAAGUUAGUUGCUGACAAAUAUGGACCAAAAGAAGCCGCAGAGCAGCAGUGUCAGACAGAUGGUGGUCAUCUAGUUAAUAUUGACUCUGAAAUGAAGUUAAAUGAUGUGGACAGUCUCCUUACAGGCUUCAUUUAUGGCAUAGGAAUCUGGAUAGACGGAGAGCGUAAACAUGUUAGUUCUCCAUAG